GAAAAACCCUGUAAACCCUGGCAAUGGCAGUGACGGCAAAUUCAGAACACCCCAAAAUCCAUAGGUUCCCACAAUACAAAUACGUCGAUGCCGUUCGAUGGCUUCCACUGGUAUCCGCAUUCGAUCGAUUCGCGGUUCUCGCUUUAUUCGACUUCGAUUCGGAUGCUUCUUCCAUUGAAAUCCACUCUUUCAAACCAAACCCAAUUUCCUUAGAACCCCAAUCUUCGUGGGUUUCGCCUUUACGCGUUUCCUCUCUCAAGGCCUCGCAGUUCCUUCAGAAAACCAUCAUCGUUGCCUCAACUCACUCGGGCUCCCUCCACUUCCUCUUCUCCGAUUCCGCAAAUGCGUCGCUUGAAUCGGAGGUUUCGGUGCCCGAGGGUGCGUUGCACUCUGUGUCCGCGUCUUGCGUUGAUCUAAUGGAUGGUGGAAUGGAGUGUGUGACAGUUGGCGAAGAUGGGAAGGUGAACUUGGUCAGUGUUGGGAAUUCCAACUUGAAUUAUCGUCGGGUUUUUGAUAGCAGUGGGUUGGUGUCGUACACUGCGGCGAAGUGGGCGUCGCCGAUGGAAUUUGCCACUGGCGGAUAUGGAUUCAGUCUUCAAUGGUGGGACCAGAGAAAACCGGGAGGACCAGUUUCUCAGUUUAAGGGUAAUUGGGAUCAAAAAUUGAGUGCUGGGAUUGUGCACUCUAUUGACAUUCAUCCAUCAAGAAAGCACACUUGCCUGGCCGGAGGCUCCUUAGGUACUGUUUUUGCCUGGGAUCUUAGGUGGCAACAACAACCGAUUAUACUCUCAGGAGCGGGAGCAGGGGCUGGGGCUGGCAACCCUGUAGUCCAAUCAAUAUGUAAAAGUGAGGUUUGGGAGGUUCAGUAUGAUCGUUGCAUAAAAUCAAACACCUCAUCUACCCGAAUCUUGCCUUCCAUGGUCUGCUCGGAGGAUGGAAUUCUCGCUGUGAUUGAACAAGGUGAGGAAUCUAUUGAGCUGCUGGCAGAACCUUGUGCCAUCAAUAGCUUUGAUAUUGAUCGACAUAAUCCGUUGGAUGUGAUAUGUAGUUUGGAGUGGGAAGCAGUAGCCAUAUUGACAAGAUAAUAACAUUCAAGAGUUCUACUCUCUGGUGGCUUAAAGUUCAGAAAGGGAUGCAUUUUGUAGCUGAUGGAAGAAGUGAAGCUUUUUACGUACUAUUAAUGCUUAUGUAUGCCGCAAUGUUCUAUUCCUUUUGUAAAGCCAUUUCUAUGCAAAUGGAUUUUGGGAUUGUACAAUAUGCAGCAUUAGCAGCAUGUGUGAAAGAGACUUCAAGGGGCACAUUGGUUCAAUGCUAUACCUCUUUUAUCUAUCAAGUACUUCACUCCUAUGCCGAUUUAACCUGAUUACGUAAAGCAACGUAGUUGAUAUUGCAGUGGUAUCGAUAGUCCCAUCUGUUGUA
This is a messenger RNA of Gastrolobium bilobum, 1419 nucleotides long. Its product is annotated as nuclear pore complex protein NUP43. Gene Ontology annotation, molecular function: protein binding. The record is from RefSeq and is a predicted model, not a curated record. Bases 24 to 1085 code for a protein of 353 amino acids. The transcript has 5 exons. NCBI's taxonomy places the organism in Eukaryota, Viridiplantae, Streptophyta, Magnoliopsida, Fabales, Fabaceae. Gene Ontology annotation, cellular component: nuclear pore outer ring.